Molecule: messenger RNA, 1280 nt
Organism: Dipodomys spectabilis (banner-tailed kangaroo rat)
Lineage: Eukaryota; Metazoa; Chordata; Mammalia; Rodentia; Heteromyidae
Product: sorting nexin-6-like
Cellular component (GO): endosome
Molecular function (GO): phosphatidylinositol binding; dynactin binding
Source: RefSeq, a predicted model, not a curated record
CCAUGAUGGAAGGCCUGGACGACGGCCCCGACUUCCUCUCAGAGGAAGACCGCGAACUUAAAGCAAUAAGUGUAGAUCUUCAAAGUGAUGCUGCUCUACAGGUGGACAUUUCUGAUGCUCUUAGUGAAAGAGAUAAAGUAAAACUCACUGUACAUACAAAGAGUUCAUUGCCAAAUUUUAAGCAAAAUGAGUUUUCUGUUGUCCGACAACAUGAAGAAUUUAUCUGGCUUCAUGAUUCCUUCGUUGAAAAUGAAGACUAUGCAGGUUACAUUAUCCCACCGGCACCACCAAGACCUGAUUUUGAUGCUUCAAGGGAAAAACUACAGAAGCUUGGAGAAGGAGAAGGGUCGAUGACGAAGGAGGAAUUCACAAAGAUGAAACAGGAAUUGGAAGCUGAAUAUUUGGCAAUAUUCAAGAAGACAGUUGCAAUGCAUGAAGUGUUCCUAUGUUGUGUGGCAGCACAUCCUAUUUUGCGAAAAGAUUUAAAUUUCCAUGUCUUCUUGGAAUAUAAUCAAGAUCUGAGUGUGCGAGAAAAGAACAAAAAAGAAAAACUUGAGGAUUUCUUUAAAAACAUGGUUAAAUCAGCAGAUGGAGUAAUUGUCUCAGGUGUAAAGGAUGUAGAUGAUUUCUUUAAGCAUGAACAAACAUUUCUUUUAGAAUAUCAUAAUUGUGUUAAGGAUGCAUCUGCUAAAUCUGAUAGGAUGACAAGAUCUCACAAAAGUGCUGCAGAUGAUUACAAUAGAAUUGGUUCUUCACUCUAUGCUUUAGGAACUCAGGAUUCUACAGAUAUAGCAAGUUUUUUUCUCAAAGUUUCAGAACUGUUUGAUAAAACAAGAAAAAUAGAAGCACGAGUAUCUGCUGAUGAGUAUCUCAAACUUUCUGAUCUCUUAAAAUGUUACUUAAGAGAAUCUCAAGCAGCUAAGGACCUCCUCUAUAGAUGGUCUAGGUCUUUAGUGGAUUAUGAAAAUGCUAAUAAAGCACUGGAUAAGGCAAGAGCCAAGAAUAAAGACGUUCUGCAGGCUGAAACUUCUCAACAAUUAUGUUGUCAGAAGUUUGAAAAAAUAUCUGAAUCUGCAAAACAAGAACUUAUAGAUUUUAAGACAAGAAGAGUUGCAGCAUUCAGAAAAAAUUUAGUGGAACUUGCAGAAUUAGAACUGAAGCAUGCAAAGGGUAACCUCCAGUUGCUACAGAAUUGCCUGGCAGUGUUAAAUGGAGAUACAUAAGCCAUAUUCCACCUUCCCAUUAAAAAGGGCUGCCUUCCUUCAGAUCUUACUUUUGUU